AUGAAGAAUGAGCACGAUGACGGAGAGUCGACCGAGUCGGAUUCUAGUCAAGAGAAUGAAGAGGCUUCGGAAGUCGAUGUGACGUGUAGAAAUACUGUGGUAGCUUGGAAGAACGCUGAUGGCCGGACCGAAUGCACUGACGAUCUAUCCUUUGAUCUAUAUAUGGAUAUCUCAACCAACACUGCUAUUUUCAAGCUGUAUGGCUAUAUCCUUCUAAAAGGCAAUAGAGGCAAAAGCGGCAAGCAGGCCAUUUAUUUAUUCGUAUAUCCUGAGAGCAUCCGAUCCAUCACGUUGGAGACUGUCCAUGACACGCCAUCUCAACCAUUGACCAAUCUUGAGGCCAACUACCACUCGUUGUGUUUUUCUCUGACGAAAGAGCCGUGUCUCGUUGUCCCUAAAAGCAGUAUUCUAGAGUCUCGACCGAAGACUGCAGCCCUCCUAGAUUCAAUUCGAGCUCUAGCCACCGCGGCAAAUUUUACCGUUUCCUUGAGCAACACCGAGACUAUCACAUCGACGCUGCAGAGUUUAGGAUUAGUCGCCUCAGUCUUUUCGUCGACAUACACUGGCCAUCGGCCGUCUACGAAUGCCAGACGUGCCAACCUCACUGCACUGUAUGCUGGCAGAGGUGGUGAAAUUGUUCACACGAAUGAUGCUACUGCAAGUGCUGCCGUACAACCACCUCCAUUAUAUAGCGAAGCUGCGCCCGGCCCCAGCCAAAUCUCCAAUAAACGUAAACGCGAAAUCUCCGACAUCGACCAUGAUCGCUCUCCAUCAGCUAACAGUCAAAUCUUACUCAUUCUCAAAAAUAUCUGUGCUCGCCUCGAUACUAUAGAAAACCGUAUGAUUCGGCUUGAGGACAAAGUGACGGAGGCAUUGGACGUUGACCGCACCACAUGCCGAUACGGAACAGAAGAAAGAACAGAGAUAAUAGAAGUGGUCGACAAUAGAAUUGAUGACUGCAUAACUGACCUAAAGGUCGAAUCUCAUGACAUACUUCAAGAGCUUAAAGACGAGGUCGAUGAUACACUAGAGCGACUAGAUAAUGAGACGAGCGAGAAGAUUGAGCUGCUAGAAAAUGAGAUUGAGGAAAAUACGACGAAGCUAGUGAAGAAAUAUUUGAAGGAGAAGCUAUCAAAUGCUAGCUUGCGAGUGGACGGGACUGUAUUCUUGGACAUUUAG
Trichoderma asperellum CBS 433.97 is the source of this 1179-nucleotide messenger RNA. RefSeq lists its product as uncharacterized. The record is from RefSeq and is a predicted model, not a curated record. Lineage: Eukaryota; Fungi; Ascomycota; Sordariomycetes; Hypocreales; Hypocreaceae.